Messenger RNA from Glycine soja, 1492 nucleotides. RefSeq names its product thioredoxin-like 1-2, chloroplastic. The coding region runs from base 412 to 1227 and encodes 271 amino acids. The record is from RefSeq and is a predicted model, not a curated record. Gene Ontology annotation, biological process: cell redox homeostasis. The transcript has 4 exons. NCBI's taxonomy places the organism in Eukaryota, Viridiplantae, Streptophyta, Magnoliopsida, Fabales, Fabaceae.
GACAACAACGCAAACCCAGAAAAGACCCCACCACAUUUCCAUUUUUCUCUGUUAUAAGUUAGGAAGCAUCUCCAUUGCUCUCUCUCAUGAGUCUCAUAAAACCAUUCACAAGACAAUAACACUUUUUGUCCGUUCAAGCUUGCGCUUUUUAGCUUUUAUCCAUUGAAUAGCAAUAGACCCUUUUGUUGCCCUUUUGUUUCUGAGGCCUUCAAACAUUCUUGGCUUCUUUGCAAAGUUGGAAUUUUCACUCUUCAACUUAUUGUUUUGAUCCCAAAUCAGAAAAAAAUAAUAUUGGGUUUUAUUUUGAUCCAUAAGCUGAAAGGCUGAGGCAAGUAUCAUUGGAGAUACCCUUUUCAUCUCAUGAUCUGAGGUUGAUAAACAAGAUCCUUUUGUUCAGAGUUCAGAGUGAUCAUGGCAUGUUCCAUGAACAGUGUUUUCUGUGUUCCUGAAUUAAAUGAGAGCAUAUUUGGUUCCAAAACCAAAGGGGUUUUGUUGCCUUGUCCCUCAAAAACUGCCAAUGCAAAAUCAUGGGGUUGUUCUGUUUUGAGCAAUGCUUUCAUGGGAAAAUCCAUUGCUCUUGGUGAGAAAGGCUCAGGAUGUUGCAAUUCAAAAUUCUCCAGCAAUGUUCCUGUUCAUGCACAAGCAACAAUUUGUGUCAGCAAGGCUUUGAAGUGGUGGAAGAAGACCCUAAAGCCUAAUAUGAUUGAGAUCCACUCGGCACAAGAACUGGUCCAUUCCUUGCUCAACGCUGGUGAUUCAUUGGUUGUGGUUGAUUUCUAUUCACCUGGUUGUGGAGGCUGCAAAGCCCUUCAUCCUAAGAUCUGUCAAAUAGCUGAAUUGCACCCAAAUGCAAUCUUUCUUAAAGUCAACUACGAGGAACUGAAAACCAUGUGUCACGGUUUGCGAAUUCACGUGUUACCCUUCUUCAGAUUCUAUAGAGGUGCGGAGGGUCGAGUUUCUAGCUUCAGCUGUACCAAUGCCACUAUCAAGAAAUUUAAGGAUGCUUUGACAAAGCAUGGGAAUGAACGGUGUAGUUUAGGUCCAGCAAAAGGUUUGGAAGAAUCCGAGUUGAAAAUUUUGGCUUCUAUUGGUGAAAUUAAUUCUUCUCCGUUACUAAGUCCCAAGCAAGGGAAAUUGGAAGAUUUGCUUACGGAGAGCCAUGAUUUUGCUGGGGUUUGGAACAUGGAAAAUAAUAGCAGGGGACUUAUGCUGGAUGCUAUAUACUAGUAUUUAUUUAAUUUUCAAACUAGCAAGUAGGGAAUUUAUUUAUUUAUUUACUUUGUCAUGUUACAGAAUGAAGAUCAUAAUGGAGUAAAGCAGCUCCAUAUCAUUUAUUUUCCUAUGAGGUUUACUGAUUUUUAUAUCUUGCUGUAAAUUUAUUUUUUGGAGGGGUUUGAUGGGACUUGUAACAUUUUUUUGGUUGGAUUUGAGCCCUGCAAUUUAGCAAGUGUUGCUGGAUAAUAAUAUCUUCCGUAUUCAAACCCUGUCCUCA